GUGUAAGACAUACGCAACUCCGUGUUUCCUAGUAAAGAAAGAUGUCUGGACGAGGGAAAACCGGUGGCAAGGCCAGAGCAAAAGCUAAGACGCGUUCUUCUCGUGCUGGGCUGCAGUUCCCAGUGGGUCGUGUUCAUAGGCUAUUACGCAAAGGCAACUAUGGCGAGCGUAUCGGCGCCGGAGCACCUGUUUACUUGGCAGCGGUACUCGAAUAUCUGACCGCCGAGAUCCUGGAGUUGGCCGGCAACGCGGCCCGUGACAACAAGAAGACCAGAAUCAUUCCCCGCCACCUGCAGCUGGCAGUUCGCAACGACGAGGAGCUCAAUAAACUCCUGGGAGGAGUCACCAUCGCUCAGGGCGGCGUGUUGCCAAACAUCCAGGCCGUGCUUCUGCCCAAGAAGACAGAGAAAGCCGCUAAAUCCAAGUAAAGCUGCAGACGUGAAUCACUAGCUCGAAACGGCUCUUUUAAGAGCCACCCAACCGUUUCGUGGAGAGUGAAAUUCUAAUUUACCACUGACUCAUGUGGAUUUCUAUAUGUUAAACAAAUCAUUCAGGCUUACAGAUUGUUUGACAAAAUAUUCAACCCUUUUUAGAGGACUGCUUUCAACGGUAAUAGAAAUCAGGAUGAUUAUUUUGUAACAAAGGUUUCUCUGAAAAUGUAUUAAUAGUGCAACUUCACGAUACACUCUCAAGGUAGUAGUUACGUUUUAUUACAUUUCUAAAUUUUGAAAGCAUGUGGGAAAACUGCCUUAUACCAUGUUGAACUCAUGACAAACGUACAAUUGGAUAAUAGCGUUACAAAUGACAAACCAGAUGUUCCAUAUAAAGUAUUCUAAAGAUGAAA
Molecule: messenger RNA, 844 nt
Organism: Phyllopteryx taeniolatus (common seadragon)
Lineage: Eukaryota; Metazoa; Chordata; Actinopteri; Syngnathiformes; Syngnathidae
Product: histone H2A-like
Exons: 1
Coding region: 42-428 (128 amino acids)
Cellular component (GO): nucleosome
Molecular function (GO): DNA binding; protein heterodimerization activity; structural constituent of chromatin
Source: RefSeq, a predicted model, not a curated record